AUGGUUUUAAAGGCGGAAUACACUAAGAGCCCAACUGCAAACUUCCCCUCCAAUGUUCUGUCCUGCAGAUCCCUGUCAUCCAGUAAGGCUGGCCCCAGUGGCCCCUCCAGCCUCUCAGAUGGGGAGCUGGCCCGGAACUUGCAGGACAGUGUCAAGCACCGCAUCCUGUACCUCUCAGAGCAGCUGAGAGUGGAAAAGGCCAGCCUGGACAGGAACACUGUGGGCUUCCUCAAGCUGGUGUCCACAGCUGGCCGGCAGCAGGCCCCCCACGUCUGGCAGGCCUUAGAGAAGGUGAACCAGCGUGCCUCUGCCACCGUUGCCCAGAUUGAGUGAAGGCUCCACCGGUGUCACCAGCAGCUGCAGGAGCUGGAGGAGGGCUGCAGGCCCAAGGGCUUAGUGCUGAGGGCAGAAAGCAGCCUGGGGUACAACCGUGAGCAGCCCAGCGAGAAGGCUCUUUCAGAGUCCCCCAAGCCAGGUGCGGAACACUGCCCAUCCACCGACCUGUUUGAUGUAAUUAGACACCUCUCUCCAGAGAGUCACUCCGCAGCCUUGCAGCAGGGGAGGUCCUCGGAGACCAAGCAUGGGGCCCAGCUGUGAGCCCUGCUGUGGGAGAAGGUGAAGGAAGAGCGGAUCAAAGUCAAGACCUUCCACCUCAGCUUGCAGGUGUCCUAUCAGAGCCUCAAGGAGCGGUAUGUGACCAACCUGCAGGCAUCGCUGGAGUCCCUCUGGGAGGAGAAGUGCAGACAAGUGCAGCUGGAAGGACAGGUGAAUGAGCACCUACAGGGGCACCUGGACAACAUUUACCACCUCAAACAGAGUCUGGCCUGCACCGAGGAGAGAAUGGCCUAUCUGUCCUACGAGAGAGCCAAGGACAUACGGGAGGUUAUGGACACGUUCAAGAGCCGUGUAGCCAAGUUGGAGGCUCUGCAGCAGGUGACCCAACUGGAGGUGACGGAGAGCGUGCGUAGCCGGCCCCGGGGCUGCCUGUGCCGCUGCGCGCCGCUGCUCACGCUGGCCACCGUCCUCCGGGUCCUGGUCUCCAGCGCGUGCGCCUGCCCAGUGCCGCUGCUGAGCUCGCGCCUGCGCACGGGCACCGCGCUCCUGCUCGUCGGGCUGGGUGCCCUGGCCUGGCGGAGACAGCGUGCCGUCCCCGCCGCAGACUGGCAGGCCCGGGUCCCCUCCAGAUGGAGACUGUGUUCCGGGGAUUCCAAGCCUCUUCCAGAGGGGCCUUAAAGGGCCUGGCUUCGCUAGCUCCUCCCGCCUCCCCAGACAGCUGCUUCUCGGCUCUCCCUUUCUUGUUCCAUCACCAGCAGCCCAAUGAGAGGUACGUGGACGCCCGCCCGCCUCGCGCUCGCCUUUCUUGCGAUCUUUCUAUCCCGUCUGUAGACACGAGGCUUAGAAAAGAUGAGCAACUCCAGAGUACGGUGCUGUGCCCCUCUCUCCCCCACGUGCUCUCUCACGACCCAGUGACCCAGCGCUCAGAGGCUCGAGUGCCCCAAAACUGCAGUGGCAGCCUCUAUGACUCGGUUGCUUUUGGCAAAGAGAAACUACAUUUAUUUCACAGGGAUGGAGAAAAGGGGCAGGGGCGGGGUGGCCAAAGCCCCGGAGGGUGGGACCGGUUACGUUUUCCAGUGGGAGACAGGCGACUCAGGCAGGUGACACCGAAGAGACAGAUGAGGCCUCUGUUUUGGAAACGCUGGAGAGUUCAGAGCUGUCAUCCACCUUCUUCCCAAAAAGCUGCAAGAUGCAGUUUCGAAACUGCAGGACAGAAAGUGUUACUGAGCAGAGCAGGCAGGGCCAACAUGCUAGGCUAAAUGUAAUGCUGGGGCACUCCGAGGAG
Molecule: messenger RNA, 1840 nt
Organism: Orcinus orca (killer whale)
Lineage: Eukaryota; Metazoa; Chordata; Mammalia; Artiodactyla; Delphinidae
Gene: TEX28
Product: testis expressed 28
Cellular component (GO): endomembrane system
Source: RefSeq, a predicted model, not a curated record